Dimorphilus gyrociliatus is the source of this 2659-nucleotide messenger RNA. Lineage: Eukaryota; Metazoa; Annelida; Polychaeta; Dinophilidae. The record is from the annotation of a GenBank genome assembly.
UAAAGGUGUGUAUUUUACCGGGAUGGCUUCGCUCAGUCUUCAAUAUUGUGAAAAAAUAAAGUCAUUGCAGGAUAAAAAGCAUGAUCAGUAUGAAAUUUAAGAAUAUUAUUACUUCUAUUUCUUUUUAAUAAGUUUUAAUAAAUUUAAAUCUAAUUGAGAAUUUGAUUUAGUUAUUUUUUCUAUGUUUAAAUUUUCAAUGUGAUGUGUUUGAACAUGUAUUCUGAACUGAGAAUAAUCUUUUAGAGAAAAAGCACGAUUGGACAUGGAAAAGCAGCUAAAUUCUUAUCUUAAUUCUGAUAGAAGAAUCAAUCGAUUGAGGUCUGCAAAAUUGCAGGCUAAAUGGAAAGAAGUAUGUGAGAAUGAACAGCGUAGUAAACAAAGAAAUACUCAACUUUUACAAAAGUUUGAUCAAAUUAAAGAACAGAUUAAUUUAUUUGAUGUGCGUUCUGAAAAACUAAGACAAAUGAAGGAGCAGUAUGAAGAUUAUAUCGAAAGUUUGUAUCCGAGAUGGAAGGAUAAUGUUGAAGAAUGGAAGAAGCAUAAAGAAUUAGACAAGGAGCAACAAGAGAAAAUGAAAAUGGAAAGCCAUCAGAGAAAUAUAGAAUUGAUAGAACAUUCUCAUUACAAUAUGCCUACAAAGUCGUUUAUUCAAAGUCAACAGCAAUAUCAACACCAACAGCAAGAGCAGCAGCAGCAACAGCAACAGCAACAACAAUAUCCUUAUCAUUCACAACAACCGUUUAAUCCUCCGCAACAACAACAGCCGUACCAUCCUCCGCAACAACAACAGGCGUAUCGUCCUCAACAACAAGAAUCUCUGCAGUAUCAGUAUCAUCAGCAAUUAGUACGUAAUCAAUAUGUCGGAGAUAGACUAGAGGAACAAAAACUGCCUCAAGGGAAUCAGACAAUGAAUGAUACCUAUGAAUUAGAUAAGAAGAGAAGAUCAGAAGAUUUUGCGUAUUACGAACAACAGAAAAAUCAAACAUAUUCUAAAUCUCCAGUAGCCCCCAGGGAUUCAACGACUUUGGAUGAUUACGAUGAUGCUGAUGAAGAGAGCUCAGCGAAAGAUCCACCUCCCAUGCGCAUUGAAGUUUCUAAAAAAGAAAUGAAGAAUGUUAAAACUACUCCUCCUAUUCCAGCACCUCAACCCAGGCGUUCAAUUAUAGAUGAAGACGGUAGUUCUGCCAGUGAUAGCCGUUUCUCACCUGAAAGAACGACAGAGGAUAUUUAUCCAAUUUCGCCAAGACUUUCAUCAGUCCCUCCGGAAAAAGUAACAUUGCAGGGCUUCUUCAGAAUGCUCGAGGAAUUAAAUUACAUUUUACCUCAAGCUCAUCCUCGUCAAAUGUUCUAUAAAGCUGGAUUGCAUGUAGAUGAAAGUGAACGAAGAGAAUUGUUAAUUAACGCAGAUAAAGGAGCCUCUGGUUUGGUAGAUGAUAGAAUUACACCUGAAAAGUUGUCUUCCAUAAUACUGGAUCAAUUACCGGCCAUUGUACAAAAUUUAGAAGGAGGUUAUCUAUGGUCGGAUAAGCUUGUUAAAAACCCACCUAUAGAAAAAACUUAUGAAAGUGUCAGGAAAUUUAUAGAUGAACCUUCAAGAGCUUUAUGGCAAAAUCUUUGGGAACAUUUUAUGCAUUUAACGCUUUAUAAAUUUAUGAAGCCAAAUGUUCUGGCUCAGACGUUUGCUGGUCAUUUACUAAGAUCAGGAGUAACUCUGGAUUUAGAGCGAAAGAAGGAUUUUGCUUGUCAAACAAACUUAAUAACCGUCGAAGAGCAGAGAAGAGGGCGUCAAACAACGUUUGCAACCGACUCUUUUGAUAUAAUUUUAUCAGGAAUACCCAAGGACCGAUUAAGUGUUUUGACAUUGUCAAAAAUAACUGAAGUUUUGUUAGACGAAGCUGCUUCAAAGGCUUCAGAUGAUUUAAUGGACUUGCAGGAUAUAACAAGUGAUUCCGGAUACGGAGGAUCAACUUUUAACGAUAAUCAUAAAUUUAAUGACGUCGCUAUUAAUCUACUGGAAGCUUUGGUAAAGGCUUCAAAUCCGAAUAAUGUAGUUUCUACACCGGAUUCAGCGGAAGCGGUUGAUAAUAUUUUGUUAGUUUCCCCUAGGCCACGAACCUCAAAAUCCCCUGUUCCAAACUUAGCUCUUCAAGAGAAUUUGAUUGAAGAAGAUCCCGAGCCUCCAAUUGGAUUGCAAACGCAAACUACACAAUCCAGCCUGCAGUCUUCUGGAGCUCAGGAAAAUGCUUUAUCUGAUGCCUACCAACGAAAUAGAUUAUUGCUAACAGGAAGUGGAACUUUGCAAUCGGCAGGUGAUAUUAGUGACGAUAGUUCAGAAGAUAGUUUAGAGAAAGCAAUAAGAGCUGUUCAGAGUAAACCGACAUCUGAGUCUAUCGAACUCAAACACAAAGACGAACCUAGAUCAUCUGCUACCUCAACUUUCUCGGUCAGCCCCCGCAGCCCUCCGCCGAUAACACCAAGAACGCCUAGGACAACAUCUCAACCAGCUAAGCAAAAAAUAAAUCCAUUGGCUUCUUUGUCAUCAAAUAAGAAUAAAUUGUUUAACGAUAGUGAUACCGAUGAAGACAUGGAAAAAAUCAACACUGGCCAGAGCAAGGCUGACGACGACGACGAUUUCGAAAAUGAUGAUUUUUACAGAUAA